AUGCUCCGACAAUACUUUUGGAGCAGUAGGGCCAAAACGAGAUGGAAACCCCCAGACCCGGCGAGGUUUUCGGGAUACACCGCUGGACGGUUAUGGACGCCGCCCGCUGGACGGAAGAAGCUCAAUUUAAAAGAGGAAUAUCAAGAAAUUUUGGAAACUGUUGUCAAAGAGAACCAGGCGAACCUGGCGGCCCAUUUUGAUCUCAGAUCACAGCCCAAUUCCCGGCGGACAUUCAGAACAAUCCUUAAUCGGCUUCAAACCGAGUACUAUGGCCCGUCUGUGCCUGUUCAAUCCGAAGAGGACACAAAACUAUGGUGUCCGGCUAAACAGUACAACGCGUUCUUGUUUGAGCUGUAUAGAAAGCCAAUCAAGCUGCCCAAAGUGCUCGAGGCCAUGGCCGAUUUACCCCAGCCGACUGCGCGAUACGUUUAUCGAGCCCAUUUGCGGGACAUGAUGGCAUUUGCCAGACAAAAGAACGAUUCCAAGGCAUACAUGGCGGUAUUCGAGUCUCUGGAGCGUGUAUCGUACGAGUUUUCUUCAUUUGAGCGAGCAGAGGCUCUUCUGUUAAUGUCGAAAAAUUCCCACUCAGAAAAACAAUUGAGAGACAAAUUCUCCAGUUGGCGAGCACACUUUGGUAGUGGCGAUCUGCGGGUUUUGAAUGUUUUGCUGAAUGCUGGAGUAAAUUCCAAUUCGGCAGAGUUGCAGAGUUUCGCCCUCGACCAAAUCAAGUCGCACGGCCUCAAACCCGAUCGACUCACGUUCCACUGUCUGAUGCGGCGGGCCCGUAAUCGGCCAGUGGAGCUGAAGGCCCUUUUCCGCGAAUUCUGUGACCAAGGAUUCAUUAUUGAUAUCUCCACCCUGUACAUCAUGAUGCAAGGCCUGUUGCAGAGCGGCUACAUUGCGGCCGCAGAGAACUUUCUUCAUCAAUUACUGCGUAACAGCCCGAACACGCACGUUGUGGACACCAACCCUAAUCAGCUGUCGAUGCUCCUGUGGAUGAUAGACCGCACACGGCAGCUUUCGAACUCCGACUCGCAGGUCACCCAGAUGGUAAGCCUGGUGCCUGACGAACGUCUUCUGCUGGCAUUUGCAAACAAGUACCUGGAAAUGGGUGACUUUGCAAAGCUGUGCGGCAUGCUCAAAGAGCUUGCCAACCACAGCAAUCCGUCGCGCGACCUUAUAUACCGCGUCACGCGAGCGUUUCGGCACCAGUGGUCGGUGCAGGAAUUCGAUGUUUUCGUCAGCCUAGUUCUGGACAUUGCCAACGAUCUGCCCCUAAUGACCGAGUCGCUUGCCAAUGCAUUGCAAAUGACCCACCAAAAACUCAGACCAAGCGACGAAACCUCUAUUUACGACUUAUGUUUAGCAUUUUAA
Messenger RNA from Wickerhamiella sorbophila, 1374 nucleotides. RefSeq lists its product as hypothetical. The coding region runs from base 1 to 1374 and encodes 457 amino acids. Gene Ontology annotation, molecular function: protein binding. The record is from RefSeq and is a predicted model, not a curated record. The transcript has a single exon. Lineage: Eukaryota; Fungi; Ascomycota; Dipodascomycetes; Dipodascales; Trichomonascaceae.